CUCUUCUUGAUGCAUUUUCCCUCAUUCACUAUACAAGACACAUUUCGCAGGAGUGAUUCUUUUCCCCCCAGAAAGGACAUCUUAGGGGAGAAACGGAGUCAAUUCACAUUGCUGAAUCCUUUACAAAAUGCGUGAAAUUGUCCAUGUCCAGAUUGGUCAAUGCGGGAAUCAAAUUGGAGCAAAGUUCUGGGAAGUCAUAAGUACUGAGCAUGGAAUCGACAUCACAGGGAACUACUGUGGUGAUUCGCCGCUGCAGAAGGAAAGGCUUAAUGUGUACUUCAAUGAAGCCUAUUCCAAUAAGUAUGUUCCCCGUGCCGUCCUAGUAGACCUGGAGCCUGGAACGAUGGACAGUGUGCGGUCGAGCAAAAUAGGUCCACUCUUUCGACCUGACAACUUCAUUCAUGGAAAUUCAGGUGCUGGUAACAACUGGGCAAAAGGCCAUUACACCGAAGGAGCUGAGUUGAUAGAAAGUGUCAUGGAUGUUGUGAGGAACGAGUGUGAGGGCUGUGACUGCCUCCAGGGUUUCCAGCUUGCCCACUCUCUUGGCGGUGGAACGGGAUCUGGGAUGGGCACUCUUCUGAUCAACAAGAUCAAGGAAGAAUAUCCAGAUAGAAUCAUGAACACCUUCAGUGUGCUCCCAUCACCCAAAGUUUCUGACACAGUCGUUGAGCCAUACAAUGCCAUCUUAUCUGUGCACCAGUUGAUUGAGAACACAGAUGAGACCUUCUGCAUCGAUAAUGAAGCUCUAUAUGACAUCUGUUUUAGAACGCUGAAGCUCCGCUCUCCAAGCUAUGGGGACCUAAACCAUUUGGUGUCUCUCACCAUGAGUGGCGUCACCACCUCACUCCGAUUUCCUGGCCAGCUCAAUGCCGACUUGAGAAAGUUGGCUGUUAACAUGGUGCCGUUUCCUCGACUCCACUUCUUCAUGCCAGGCUUUGCUCCAUUAACAGCUCGGGGAAGCCAGGAAUACAGAGCUCUCUCUGUCCCAGAGCUCACCCAACAGAUGUUUGAUGCAAGGAACAUGAUGACGGCCAGCGACCCACGUCAUGGGAGGUAUCUGACAGUGGCCUGCAUCUUUCGAGGCCAGAUGUCUACCAGGGAGGUGGAUGAACAGCUGUUGGCUGUGCAGACCAAGAACAGCAGCCACUUUGUGGAAUGGAUCCCCAACAACGUCAAGGUGGCUGUAUGCCACAUUCCACCUCGUGGACUGAAGAUGUCUUCUACUUUCAUAGGGAACAACACGGCCAUACAGGAGAUCUUCAGCAGGAUCUCUGCACAGUUCUCAGCAAUGUUCAGGAGGAAAGCAUUUCUCCAUUGGUACACUGGCGAAGGAAUGGAUGAAAUGGAGUUUUCAGAAGCAGAAGGCAACACUAAUGACUUGGUGUCUGAGUACCAGCAGUAUCAAGAUGCCACAGCAGAUGUAGUAGAGUAUGAGGAAGUAGAAGAGGAGGAGGAAGUCAGUCAGGAAGAAAAGGAAGCUCCUUAAGAGUAGUAAUUUACCCUGAAAAGCACCUUACUUCUCAUAGGUUGGCUGGACUCACCUUUUCAGAAGGAACAUAAUCCAUUUUUGUAUAUUAAACCAAAGAACAUUGUUCAUUCAAAACACAUACACACCCAAAGAAAUCCCCCUACAUAUGUACAUCUACAUAUUGUCUUCUUGGACUUUUUCAUGAUAAAUUAAUUUCAGCAUACAACCAAUCUUAUGAGGAACAGCCAUUUGUUUCAAAUAAAAGGGGCAGCAAUGUUUUUCACCAGCUGUUUAUCUGCCCUGCACAUCUAUUUAUCGGACAGGUUUUACUGAGUCGGCAUUCUAACCAUGAUGGUCAUGGAGCAACAGAUUCAAACUAUAGGAAAAAAGAUUAUACCUAAACAUUAGGAAAAAAUUUCCCAACAGCAAGAGCUAUUUGACAGUGGAAUACUCUGGCUCUGGAUGUCGGAGUCUCUUUCUUUGGAGUUUCUUAAACAGAGGCUGGAUGGUCGUCUGCUGGGAGUGCUUUCUUUUUGUAUUCCUGAAUGAGAUUGGACUGGAUAUUCUUGUUUAUUCCAAUUCAUUGAUUUUAUAAUUGUGCAAGAAAGUAAAAAAUGCUCUUUGUGAAAUCAAAUGCAAUAGCAACGCAAAACUGUUCUCCAUUUCUGGCAUAUUCUCAAAAUUGCCAUCAGAACAAGAUAUCAGCAGUCUUCCCACUGCCUCAAAUCUUUUACUCGAAUAUAUGUGGAGAGGGGUUCCUUUGAACCAUGGCGACUAUAGGCAUUUGAUAAACCUAGAUCCCAUUAUUUGGUUAUUUUUAAAGCCACCUAAUCUGUGUGUGGCAAAGCCAAUAGUUUAGAUGGCUUUAAAAAUAACCAAAUAAUGGGAUCUAGCCUAGAGAUGCCUGACUGCUAAUCCUGUGAAUUCUUAUAUAGUAAUAGAUCCUACUGAAUUCCGGGCUUAACGUCCCAAUAAACAAAGAUCAGGUUAAGCUGUAUAGUGGUAUGUGUGUAUGUUUGUGUAUGUAUGAAAAGUUUCCAACUAUGGGAUUCAAAGGUCAAGAAAUGAAAGGAGAAAUUGAUCACACUUUGCCCAUGUUCCAAUUUUAGUAUAUGCGCUGCCGAAGCAAGCACCACUUUGCCCAUGUGGUACUUCCCAAAAUGGUUGGAACAGAACUCCCACCAGCUUGCUAUCCUAAUCAAUUGACAGUUCAAUGGAAGUUUAAUGUAAAAUAAUGGAAAUAAAUGUAUAUAAAGCAGUCAACACAAGGCAUGCACAGAUGUCAGAAAUAAUAUGGGCAGAAAAAUCCAUUCUUACAGUAGAACAAAAGCUUAGCCCUAAAAUAAAUGUGAUGUUGCUAAACUAUUGCUCCCAGCAUAUUAUACUCUUGGUGAGGAGCACUGGAAAAGCACAAGAUGCCCAUUCUGGCUUUAGAGAGAAUGACAUUUUACUGCAACCCACUAUUUGUUCUUUCUUUUCCUCAGCUGACAAUUAAAAUGGUGCUUUUAUUUCCAAGCCACUUUAUGGAGUCAAGGUAUAAUUGAUCUGAGUGCACUGCUUGAGCAUUGUAGUGCAAACCUUUGAAUGCUUAUAUUUAUUACAUUUCCUUUUUUUAACAAAACCAAUUUUGCUAGGUGAAAAAGUGAUAGAUACUUGUGAUGUCAACUUGUGUGAAGAGCUAUUUCUUAGCUGCCAUUUUUUCAGUAUGCCUUUCGCUGCAUGUACCAUAAAAUGUAAUAAAAAGUGUGAUGAAACACUGUGAA
Messenger RNA from Anolis carolinensis (green anole), 3231 nucleotides. RefSeq names its product tubulin beta 1 class VI (gene tubb1). Gene Ontology annotation, biological process: microtubule cytoskeleton organization; mitotic cell cycle. The record is from RefSeq and is a predicted model, not a curated record. Gene Ontology annotation, molecular function: GTPase activity; structural constituent of cytoskeleton; GTP binding. Gene Ontology annotation, cellular component: microtubule; cytoplasm. Lineage: Eukaryota; Metazoa; Chordata; Lepidosauria; Squamata; Anolidae. Bases 128 to 1486 code for a protein of 452 amino acids. The transcript has 4 exons.